Molecule: messenger RNA, 931 nt
Organism: Melanaphis sacchari
Lineage: Eukaryota; Metazoa; Arthropoda; Insecta; Hemiptera; Aphididae
Gene: Mic26-27
Product: MICOS complex subunit Mic27
Exons: 6
Coding region: 103-855 (250 amino acids)
Biological process (GO): cristae formation
Cellular component (GO): MICOS complex
Source: RefSeq, a predicted model, not a curated record
CAAUUAUUAUUUUUCUGCACCUACUUGUUCAAUGUUGUUCGCGCUCGUCAUUUAGUUGUAUAAUUUUUCUACUUAUUUUCUUUUAGCGAUCUAUAUUAAAUAAUGAAGUUCAAAAGUAUUAUUACAAAUAAAAUUGCAAACAAUGGAUUUUUAUUAACGGCCUAUGCUUAUACAGUAAUGCCAGUGGUAUUAGCCAAAGAUGAACAAGAACCCAAACUUGUCAGACCUAAAGAUUUAUCAAUAUAUCCUGACGAAUCCAAAGAAAAGAAAACUGAAAAAGAAAUUGACUGGCAACCAACAAUAGCAUUAGGUUCAAUUCAAAAAGUAAGAGAAGAAAUUGUCAACCUAAAUCAACAAUGGUCCAAAGUCAAAGAUAGAGUAUACAUUUUCAUUCAGACUGGGGUCAGCCAUACAGAAUCUUUUGUGGAUGAUAUGAGGCAAGAAAGUAAUUCUACUCUCCGAGUCGGAUUUGUGGCUGGAAGUGGUUUAGCUGGUUUAUUAUUAGCAGCUAGAAAAGGAACAUUUAAAAAACUUGUUUAUGCCACAACUGGAGCAUCAACUGCAUUUUAUGUUGGUUAUCCAAAAGAAUCUGAAGAAGCUACUAAAAUCAUCAAACAUUAUUCCAUUGUUUCUUAUCAUUUGAUAAAUAAUGUAACCAAGGAUUUAACUGGUUUUGAGUUACCAUCAUUACCAUUACCAAAAGCUGAAUCCCAAUUUGAUAACCCUGAAGAAACCAGCAAACCCGAUUGGAUAGAACUAUUUAUUUCAUUGUUUGACUAUGUGAAAGAACCACUAGAAUCUUUAAAACAAAUGGUUUUUAAUGGAAAAAAUGGACCAGCUGACAAGGGUAAAUAACUUCUCAAAAAUGUUUACACAUUAUAUAUUUGCUAGUGCAUAGUUGUUACAAUAAACAUAUUUAGCAGUGAAAUUA